ACGACGAAGCUCGCAUCAUCUUGGCAUGGUCCUCGUGCAGGCUGCUUCGAUCCACUGUCCCCACCGUGUAUCCACUGCAGUGACCAUCCGUCUACGACCAAGCACCCGACGUAUCAGCACGUCCAAGCAUCAUGUCUGAAGCGUCAGAAUUUUCGGACUUCGAUGAUAAAGAACAAGGUAUCGAAAGGAAGCACAAGCUUGUUGCGCUGGCAUUCUUCGUUUUGGCGUUCGUGGUGAUUGCAUCUUCCGUCGCCGUAAUAAUACUGCACCCGAAGGACGAAACGCCUUCUCCUCCACCUGAUGAUGGCGAUGGGGCUGAUGAAGAAAGUAUGUUCAGGAUACCCCCGGGAGGCGAUAUCAUAAGAAGCAGGACGAGUCCGAAACCGGCUAAGACAUGUGAUACUGACGACUGCAACUACAUGAGAUGGCUCAUCGAGAUGUCUGUUGACACAAAGAAAGACCCCUGCGCCAAUUUUUACACAUAUGUCUGCACGGGGGCCAUCGAGCACAUGAGGAAUAUCGGUAAAGGUCAAGGGAGCAUGCUGUCCGCAAUUCAGUGGAAUAACAGCGGCGCCAUUGAAGCUUGGAUGAAGAACAGUCCUGUUCCGAGCAAACACCAAAGCGGAUUUCAGAAAGUGGCCAAACUCUUUCAAUCGUGCACGAAAGAUCCGGACUCAAGUAAACAAGCGAUCGUAGACACCCUGAGAAAUUUACGUAUGAUCAUCGAUGGAACGUUAGAUUUUGAUCCGCUAGAUGUACAAGUGUACCUUUUGCUCCUAGGGAUCCCUAUAAUCUUUGAGAUGUCCCCAUUUGCUAUACGGCACAGGAACGAAAUUAUCUUCAAAUUGUGCGCGUCUACGGACUUCGCUUCGUUUCGCGCAAAUUCGCUUCGCAGCGCAGCGCUAAGGAAGAGGGUUUACGAAAAAGUGUCAAGAUGGGUAUUCGGAGACUUAGGCUUCAAUGAUACAAUCAAAGAUCGUAUCCUGCUGGCCGAAGAGGAAGCACACCGAGCCUCGAGGAACCAAACGAACGACGACACGACCUAUGAAUUUGACAUGUCCCGCAUCGAUCAAUUUUCCGGAGGAGAUCAGGCACUGGUACAGCGUUGGAGCGGAAGCCUGGGCAGAUGGUUCCCGUCGAUAUUUCCUGGCAACUAUAGGCUUUUAAUGACACUGACUGACGUUCAUCUAUUCAUUCACCUAUUUGGAAGCGAACCUUUGAUAAGUACAGGAGACUUUCAGACAUUCUUUGCAUGGAGGAUGACAUGGUUCCUUUACAACGCAUCUGGUAAGAACAUCGAACACAAAAGCGAGGCUUACAAAUCCCUCAGAUGCUCGGACCACGUCUUGAGGUUGCUAAACACUGUUGCACCAGUCAAGGUCAUGCUAGGGAAAGUCGACCAAUCAAGAAUCGCCGCCGUCAAAGAGAUGGCAGAAGUCAUACGCUCCGAAAUAACGGUAUCGUUUAGGAUUUCGAGGUGGCUGGACCCCGCCACUCGCAGUGCCGCCUUGCGAAAGAUAUCUCAGGUGAUUCAACAUGUAGGUUACCCUCUGGGAUUUUCAUCAGAGGAUGCAGUUGAGACAUACCUGAAGCCAGUUCCCGACAUGACCGACAGCUACAUUUCAAACAUGAUGAAAAUGACCUCCCUAAAACAGUCGACUUUAUACGAUAUGUUAAGAAGGAAAGGCAACUUCGACUGGUUCGUGCAGUAUCAGAUGGCAGCAUCUGUACCGGUCUAUUCCGGCAACGCAGUGUAUUCGGCAACAUUGAACGAGAUUUUUAUUGCGCCCGGCAUAAUGGGACGGCCGAUAUUCACCUACGGUGGGCCGCCGGAAGUGAACUACGGCGCUUUGGGCAACAUAGUGGCGCACGAAUUCAUGCACGGAUUUGACGAAUCUGGAAGGAAUUACGACGGUGUGGGCAAAGCGGUCGACCUUUUCACGGAGGCUAGCAAGCAGGCAUACGCUGACCUAGUGGGCUGUCAUAAUGUCAGCAUCGAACGCGCCCCGAAGGCGAGGAGCUACAGCGAUUACGCACGGGAGUACCUAGCGGACACGAUGGCCACUGCUACCGUGCUGCGAGCGUUCAAGAAAGCAUCUAGACGGGCUACCGUUACUCUUGGGACAGUGAAAGGAUUUACAAGCGAGCAGCUGUUCUACGUGGCCCGGUGCCUGGUGUGGUGCGGAGUGCCGCAGACGUACAGAUAUCAUCCCCCGUCUGAUGAAAGGUGUAACGUUCCCCUUAUGAGCUCCGAACACUUCGGUAAGGCAUUUAAUUGCCCUCUUGGAUCGCCAAUGAAUCCGCCGAGAAAGUGCGUCUUCUGGUAGAUCAGUAAAAAACUGUAGCGCAGUAAAAGCUGCUUAAAUUUCUU
Ornithodoros turicata is the source of this 2371-nucleotide messenger RNA. Its product is annotated as neprilysin-1-like. Bases 132 to 2327 code for a protein of 731 amino acids. The record is from RefSeq and is a predicted model, not a curated record. Gene Ontology annotation, molecular function: metalloendopeptidase activity. Gene Ontology annotation, cellular component: plasma membrane. The transcript is spliced from 2 exons. Gene Ontology annotation, biological process: protein processing. Lineage: Eukaryota; Metazoa; Arthropoda; Arachnida; Ixodida; Argasidae.